UUUUUCGGUGGAUUUAUCCUCAUAUAUUGUCAGAUUUCACCACUUCACAAUGUUGAAGUGGAACAAGAAGAGCUGAGGGAAGCUGGUUUUCCCUUGAUGGGCUGCAUCAAUUACCUCUCUCCCCACUUCACCGAGAACAAUGAGAAGAAUGAUUGGGUGCAGAGUAAGUCAGGGUCUGUCUCUAUCACUUCCUCUUGCUCUCACAGCAACAACAAGAAUGACUGGGUGACGAGAAUGCAAAAUCUGAGCAUCUCGUGUGCCCUGGUGUGCUGUAUCCUUCUGGGGGCAUCUGCUGUCGUGGGCACCUUUGGCAUCAUCCAGAGGCAGAUCUCGGCUGUCCUCAUCACUGGUGUCAUGUACAUUCUGGCAUCCACAUUUGGACUCUUCUGCCUGACUAUCAUGCACUUCAAGAGGAAGACCAAGAAAGACUGUGGCAUUCUUGACUCUCAGGUGACACCAGAGUACAGCCCUGCACGAGUGUUCCAGACCGGGUGGUCACUGGACCUGGGUUGGGGUGGUGUGGUGACCUGCCUGGUAGCAGCGCUCCUCUGGCUACUAUUAGCUCGCAUCAUGCGCUACAACCCCAUCUCUCUCUCCUGAUGCUACCCUCACCAUCACAACUGGGGCCGUCCUUGUCGUCGUGCCCUGCUGGCCUGUCUGCGAGCCUGCUACUGCGCCCGUCCUGCUCUUAACUGAACUACUACUACUGUGUAGCUAGUUAGAUCAAUGUUUUGUGUAGGCCUCCAUUAGCAGGAGGCCUAUGUUGAAGAGGUGAGGUGCUGAAGCCAGUCUUCUCUUUUGUCACGAGUUCACCACUCAAAUGUGGGGGCCUUGAUGCAGGCAAAGCACUUGAUCUGAGGGAUUGGGGCUACCUUGUCCUUCAUAUAAUUAAACCUGAUUACCUUUUAUUUCCCAAAAACUGUAUGACACCUACAGGUUUAAUGCUCACCCAUGAAUUUAAUAAUUUAUUUUAAGAUAAUGAAUAUGAGAAAGAUCUCUGUAUUAUUAUAUUCUUGAAGUCAGCAUAUAAGGGUCAUGAAACACCUGGGAAGUGACAGGUAAAUAGGUUUGAGUAAAGAUUCCUUAUUUCAGGAUGAUACAAUGUUUGUACAGAGAUGGGUGACAUUUAGUUGUGCAUACAGAAAGCCCCAUAUUAUACUUCCAAGGAAAGGAAGUGUAGCACCAGUUCUAUGAAUUAAGAGACCUUCUCUGCAUCAAGGCAUCUCCUCCUUGAAGAGCUGGCUUUAUUAGACUUGCUUUAAGGGUAAAAAAUGAGAGAUUUAUUUGUCAGUGUUUUACUUACAUUCAGUUUGCAAAUUGGUGCAAAUUUACCGUAAGGUGCAUUGAGUGGACGCACCGAGUGUAGUAAUGCUGGCUGCCUUCUCUUGAACAAUUAUUACAUAUUGUAGUUUAUAUUCAUGCAUAUUAGAAGAGAUCUUUGACAAAUUGGAUACCUCUCAUAACUUAGCUAUCAGGCAGGAAUAUUUUGAUGUGUUUAAAAAGCAGUGUGUAUAUCUUAGAUUGCAUAUGCCAAGAUAUUGGUUAGAUCAAGACAUUAAGCAGAACAAGCCUUUACUAAGAAAGUGUUUCACUGGAUUAUGUUAGGUAAUGUUUGGCAGGAAACAGGACAAGUGUUUUCUCACGCAGGUCUUAAUCACAUGAUGACCUGCAGCUGGAGCUUUUGGUCAUCUGACCGAGACUUUCCACUGUUUCACUGGUGGAAAGCUUUAACAAGUCAUACAAAUAAUAAUAAUAAUCUUUAUUUCUACAAGUACAUGAUACAACUUAUACAGACCAUAGCUGACACCAGAGAUAUACUAUAUAAAAAGCCCCUG
This is a messenger RNA of Cherax quadricarinatus, 1835 nucleotides long. NCBI's taxonomy places the organism in Eukaryota, Metazoa, Arthropoda, Malacostraca, Decapoda, Parastacidae. The record is from RefSeq and is a predicted model, not a curated record.